AUGGAUUCGGACACCCGGAGUUAUUCUCCAGCGGUGAAAUUCUGCCUGCUGUUUGCUUAUCGAUACAUUCGUCUCCUCAGAAAUCUGAUCGCAUUUGUCCGGUACAAACCAAUCCGUCCAUCGGGUCAUGACCUGUCUUUUACUGCCAACAACGUUGCAGUUAUCAUACCUACCCUAGAAGGCUCGGGAGAACAGUUGGUUAACACUCUGGAGUCAAUUCUGAAGAAUGAACCUCAACAGAUCAUACUGUCAACCAUUGAUGAAAAUCGACAGAAAGCUGAGUUGAUAGCAACAUCAAUGCAGAAUCGCAGAUCCAAAAUGGAAGUGACAAGUGUUCCUAGACCAAAGAAAAGUCAUCAGAUUGCAAUUGCAAUUAAGAGGGUUUGCACAGAGUUUGUUAUCCUUGCAGAUGGCGAUGUUCUGUGGCCUCCAUGCCUUGUGCCAUGGAUUCUUGAUCCUCUCAUGGGAGGUGUGGCCACAUGCCAGCGUGUGCAGGCACCUAACAACCCAAGGAUCUCCCAGUACAUCUGGUGGUUCCCUGGGCGCAUUGUAUCUAGAGCGAAGAAACUUCGACUGCACUGCAACCACUUAUAUGGGAUGGAGGUGUUUCUCUGCCUCUCCGGCCGAACGGUUGCCUAUCGCGCAAAGAUCCUUCAAUCUUGCAAGAAAGCUUUUGUCAAGGAGGCCUGGUUUGGCAAAUUGCUCAACGCAGAUGAUGACAACUCCUGGACGCGCAGGAUGGUCACUCACGGAUACAAAACCUACUUCCAAUCCCAUCCCAAUGCCGAGGUUCUCACAACGCUAGAGGAGAGUCCGAAGUUCCUCAAACAAUGUGUGCGAUGGUCCAGAAGCAACUGGCGAAGUAAUCUGCGCAGCUUGUUUAUUGACCGGGCUGUCUGGUGGACGCGUGGGGAAAUCGCGAGGCUUUUCAAUUUGCCCAAACCAACGACAAUCGCCAAAGCAGCUGCGGCAGCUGACCGAAAAAGACAUUUCUGUUCCCUUCCUUUGCGGAGCUCAAAGUGGGAGUUUCAGAAUGAGUAUGGUUUGAGACAUGCUGGUGGCCUAAUCAAGGGAUGGGCUCACGUGGCUUACGGUCCCAAUAACCAGCUUGCUGCAUAUUUCGUUGGAAGAUGGCCCCUGGAGCAACCAGGUCCGGCGGUCACGCCACUGGUCACGGCACCUGGUGCUGCUUCUUAUUCUGCCAGGCAAACGCCGUCGGUCGAGAUCUCGUUCAUCAGUCAAACCCAAGUCCCGUACAGAAUCAAAUGA
This is a messenger RNA of Histoplasma mississippiense, 1269 nucleotides long. RefSeq lists its product with no specific name. The record is from RefSeq and is a predicted model, not a curated record. Lineage: Eukaryota; Fungi; Ascomycota; Eurotiomycetes; Onygenales; Ajellomycetaceae. The transcript has 5 exons. The coding region runs from base 1 to 1269 and encodes 422 amino acids.